CGUUGGGUUGGUUGGUUAGAAGUACAGCUCUGUGGACGCAUUUAAAGUUACGAAGUUCUCUGCACAAGACAAAACCUGUAGUCCCAAAAUGCCAUUUCCCAGAUGUCCAGAUCAACUUAGUGACCUUGCAAUAGAUGCGUUUGUAAAGUAUGUGGCAGGACUGCCAACACGUCUAGUAGCUUUGUCACGGCUCACAAAGAUCAAGGAAUUUAAGCAGAAUAUCCAAGAAAUGUGCAGGUGCCUGGCUGUGAUGAUCCAGAAUGCAGUGCCACCGGUUCUCGCCAGGGAAGUGACAAUCAAAGUACUGCAAGCUCUGAACGACACAUUCCUAGAAAUGAAAACCACAGCAAAUUCGAAAUGGCUGCACAGAAUCAUGCCAGAAGUAGCAUUCGCUGUUAUACAUCCGACGGUUACGAGUCUGGAAUGUUUUGAAGAAAAGCUGCAUCCUACUACUAUAGAUUAUUACAAACUUCGUAGAUCUGAUCUCAUUUUUCAUGAUUUGCACAAAAUGAAGAAUCUGAAAGUGCUAAAUUUGGUAAAAUGGCAUAAAAGAGGCCUAAAUGACCAGGAUAUUACAGGCAAUUUGGAACGAGUUUCGUUUCACGGAUGUCAUGAUUGCGAUUUGGAAGUUCUCUCCAGAUGCUGCAAGGAUUUGAAAAGCCUUGACAUCAGCUACUCUUCGCAAGUGACAAAUCGAUCUGUGGACUCCAUUCUGAGGUUUCAACAUUUGGAAGAAUUAACAAUACACUCAACGUCGAUAACUAGGAGAGGCCAGAGGAAAAUGUUGAGAAGAUUUGCUGAAAUGAGGAUGUUGGGUAAUGAUGAAUCAUCUCCUUCUGCAUUCCUGAAGAGAUUUGCUUGCCAAAACCCAAGAGACACGCACAUAUGGCUGCUGACCGAAACAUUCCAAAAUCUCACAUCACUCUCAGUGACUCGAAUUAGGAACUGUAAUUUGAAUGCUCUGAAAAGGCUGAAACAUCUGUCAGCAUUGACUCUCAAACAUGGGGACUUCAGUCAUGUGGAAGAACUUCUUGCAGCUAUUGGCAGACAGCUUAUUUCCUUGCAUCUUGAGCUCAUUGAAGACCUUAACUUCAUGUUUAUUGUUCGUACAUGUAUAUCAGUACGUUGUCUCGGCCUUCUUUUGUACACUGAAUUCCCACCGAGUGGAAGUUGCUCAGAACACUUCAGUGGCGUGGCUGCUCUUGAAUAUCCUUCUGUUCGCUGUCUUCAUAUUGGUUUCAAAGGCAGGCAUAGCUGUGACAGUGCCUUGUCCUAUUUUGUGAACUUGAAAAAAUUGUACGUAAAUUGCGCUAUGAAUUCGCGGUUGUUCGGUAAGAUACUUACGCGUGAAGAACUCAAGUACUUGGAAGAAUUCGUCUGGCAUAGGCCAGAAACGCACACUGAUGCCCUGGUGCAGUUUUCUGAACAGUGCUCUGCUAUUUAUUUGUUUGGUUAUAACAAUAAGAGAUCCAGUUUCAGAAAGUACAUUGUUUCUAAUGAGUAUAUAUGUAUUCAUUCGGAACGAUAUUUCCGACACAUAUGUGAAACACAACUGUAGAAUCAAAUUUUGUCACCUGCGUUGUGCUUCCAUUCAUAUAGACGAAUUACUUUUUGUAACUGUAUCACAAAUUGUUUUUACAACCGUAAUACAAAGUAACAAAAGUACUGAAAUUAGGUAUGCAGGAAGACUGCUCUGGUAUGCGAUGUAACGCUGUGUAGUCUGGUGUAUAGCCGAUUACUCAGCCCAAAAACUAGAAGGCCUUAGUGAGCCCAUGGCCAAGCAUAGCAAACAGUGAAGUGGAGUGUACAAAAUCAGAUAAAACCUGUGAUCCUUUUGCGAUUCAAUCGACUACUUCAUAAAAAUUAAAAAAAAAAAUGAAAAUGAGGGACUUAAAGACUUACUGGUCAAUUUUGUAGCGGAAUUCCGACAAGAUAAUGCUAAACUUAAGGGGGAGACAGCGGGACUACAAGAAGAACGUGAAACUUCAGGAAAUAAAAUUCAGAAGAACUUAAAAUCAGAUAAUGCCAAAUAUAAAGAGGACAAAAAUUAAAAAUUCGGGAGAACAUAAAAUCAAAAUUUUGCAUGAGAAAUAAAAUCCAACAGUGGUAAAUUUUAAGAGUUACAUGAUAAGAUAAAUUCUAGCAGUAGAGACUUACAGGUGAAAUUCGAAUAAAAAAGAAUUUAAAGGGUAAAAUCAACCAGGUGCAAAAAGGAAUAAGAGAGGAGGUUAAGCAGGAAGCAGACAAACUCAACCUCAAAGUCGAGGAGAAAAAUAAACUUAGUCAGCAAUUUUCCACUAGGCUACAUACCCAGCAAAGCAAAGUAAUUCGACUACUCAAGCAAGUAAGUCAGGAAACAGAGGCUGAGUUAGUAGAAACUAAAAAGCAAAUAGAAUUUGCUUUGAGUAAAGUCAAAAACAAGCUAGAAAUUCACGAACAGAUAAUAGAAAGUAAUACAAACAAGCUGGACAGUUUAAAUAUAGAGGUGUAUCAGAUCAAAAAUGCUGUGAAAGAAACCUUUGACUUAGGUUUAAGGGAUUAGGGGAGAGAGAUGAGCUGAUCCAGUCUCAGCUACAAAAGGAUUUCGAGAAACAGCUUGAAGUAAUCGACCUAGAUAUUAAUAAGUUAAAAAGUAAAAUUCUGCAAAAAAACUGUGACCAUCUUUGCUUGCUCCUCAAUCCGCCACCCCUAGUAAUAAUUCAGAGUUUGCAAUUUCAUGUAAUUGCCAAAACAAUGCUUACAAUACAUGUAAAACAACACUGCAUCAACUUGUUGCCAUUAGUGGGUUAAACAGUUCUGAUGUCGUACUUCCCUUGUUUAACAAAAAUUCAGAAGUGAAUCCCGUCUUUCAUUUGAAAAGACUAGACAAGUUUUUUAAACUUAGGGGUGUAUCUCAAAUGUAUCAUCUGACAGUAUCCUGCAGGUCUGUAGUAGAAAAAUUAAGUCGACAAUGGCUUGAAGCCAUUUCCAACAAACUCACAGACUAUGAAAUCUUCAGAAAUGCCUUUUUAAGCAGUUGGUGGUCUGCAGCCCAACAAAGUUUAGUGAAAUGCAGUAUUUACUGGACAAAAUACGAUCGCAGAUCGAAAUUGUCUUACUCAGGUCAUUUCCUGAAGUACAUGACUUUAGCCUUCCACCUUGAACCCAAGGGGCCCAACUGAGUAGGUGUCUUCCUUUCUCACCUGAAGACGGAACCAUCCAGUUUCAGAAAUGCCAUGUCCUCUCUUACCUAAAAUUCCAGAUGAUGGAACAAGUCCAAACCCCCAGUAAUUCUGUGUGUCAUCCACCAUCAUCAGAACCCUUUAGAAUCUACUUGAAGUUUCGCGCUCAAGUAACUUCGUAACAUUCAUAACUGUGCUUUGCACCGACGGGAUUGAUAUGACACCAACAGACAUUUAGGUGGACAGUUAUCAGAUGUAUAAAUAUGGUAGCUAUAUUGCUCAUUUUAUACAUAUAUUGCCGAAAAAGUUAUCAUGCUGCUGGGUGUUACCCUUUAUAGCAAAUAAUUCUGUCACACCGUAAGGGUUUGUUUGUACAUAGCAGUAUUUUGUUUUAUGACCAUGAAGGCCAUGAAGUUUUAGUUCUGGAGGUUUGUACUGCGAUUAUGGAAGGUGUAGAGCGUGUAGAGUUGGAGUAGGCGCGGUAAGGACGUUAUCACAUAAUAACCAGUGCACAGAUUACAAUCCAGCUGAAGAGCUAGGUGUAUUUGUAGUCAAAAACUGCUCAACUUAAUAAAACCUCGAGUGGUUUCUUCAGAGAGACGAAAUAGAUGUAAUUUAACGGAGUGUAAUCAAUUUAACCUUAAAUAUGCCAGGGUUGCAGGCAUUCUAUUCUACAUAAUCGGCUUUUAUAUUUUACCGCAUAUGAUGAAUGCACUUCUGUAACCUCCAGUGUCUAAUUACGUCAGUAAUUGUAAAUACAUAUAUACAAGUAUAUAUAUUUCUUUUUUUGCUAUCAUGAUAAUUCGUUCGUUGAUAGCUUCAUAAUGUACGAAGCAAUAAAGAACAAAAUAACGGAAAUUAUCAAAACAUGGGUAUGCUACAGUUAUAUUACAUGAAGAAUGAUAAUUACGUAUGUUACGGAAUGGAUUCGUAACAGCAAUUGUCAUGCCACUUUAUUUAUGGAUCUGAGGUUCUCACAGCAGACAUGAGGAAUGGCUUAUAGUAUACAAUGCCAUAUACUGCAGUUAAAAUAAGUUACUGUUUGUUGACUUUUGCUAGACUACACAGCAUUAUGUUGUAUAAGUCUCUGUGAGACUUUGUUGUUUAAAAACGUUAUUCAAACUACAGUAAAACCCACCUUUUGAAUACAGGACCCCCUUUAAUUGACAGUAUUAAAGACUAUUAUACAAGUAUAUUUAAGAAAAUUGCAAUUGUCAAUGCUUUUAGGUAUAGGCCACAUCACACUGAAAGGCAAUGCUCAUAAGAUUACUGAAGAAAUGGAGAGGAUACAGACACCGAUUUGUACCCUGGAUUGUUCUGAACCUCAAAAACAGAUCAAAGAGGGUCAUUGAGGUGGGAGAAAGAGACAAGAUCGUAGAUGAUGAUGUCCUGCUGUCAGCAUUGUUAUGCCUUCUGCCACACCUGCAGUCAACAGUGUACAGCAGUCUGCCUCCAGUUGCAGUUGCAGACAGGAAUGCAAGUGUUACAGAGACAGUUCUUGGGUUCUGUGUGACCCGAGCACCUAGCAAGGUACCUGGAGCCGGCACAGGGGUGAGGGUUGCCCGAGGCAGAGUCAAGAAGGGAUCUCUUGUUGCUCUUUAUCCUGGAACAUUGUAUCAUCGUGAUGAGCCAGUUUUGCUGCCCUCUAUUGGUAAUGCCUUUGUACUGCGAUGUCUGGAUGGUAUUCAUGUCGAUGGCAAUGAUCAGCGAAUGUCCAAGUUGAUAUAUAAGUCAUGUGUGAGGCGCGAUUCUGUGUGGCCUUAUCAAGCAGGGGACCUCACAUGGCUUACAGAGCAUCCUGUGAUGCCACUCAACAUUGGCCAGUAUGUCAACAAUCACAGUCCAGGCUUCCCUGCCAAUGUGGCUUACCAGGAGAUCACUGUACCACUGUCAUGCAUUCCUCCAGAGCAGAGAUGCUUUCUGCCCAAUGUAUGGUACAGCAGCGGUUCCCACUGUGACCACCUCCGACUGGUGGCUCUAGUGUCUAUCGAAAACAUUGAACAGGGUGACGAAGUGCUUUCAGCUUACUACACUGUGAUACAUUGAGUAUAUCUGAUUGGUCCUUUCCCUGUUAGCAAACUGACUGAACCAGUGUGGCAGGUUUUUACUGGGACUUCCAUGAUCAGAUCUGGCUGAUGCUUAGAAUUUGGUUCUCUGUUUCUUGUAAUUAUAAAGACGUCAAGAGAUGGUACAGCCAGGAAAAAUAUUUCAUUUCAAUCUGUCACUGACAUAGCAAUGUUUCUUGGUUUAUUUAGAGUCUCAGAAAUGGCCACAAGUUUCUCAUGUAGCCUGCAGUGCUAAGAUAUGUGACGGUAACAGUGUCAGCAUAUUGGUUUGCUUUGACCAAUCAGCUCCAUGAAGCUGACUGCUACUUAAGAAGCCUACAGUUGCUCAGCUACUCGAGAUGUACUCACAAAAUGUUUCCCAACCUGAAGGUUCAUUACCAUGUCCACAGUAGCCAGCUACAGGUCUCUAAUCUGGGCUAGAUUCACAGCCUCCCUUCCUGCUUCUUUAAGAACAAUUUUAAUGUUAUCCUCCCAUCUCAGUCUAGGUCUUCCUAGUGGUCUCUUCAGGUUUGACUGCAUUGAUUUUCUGUCCCAUGUGUGCUGCAUGUCCUUCCCAUCUCAUCGUCCUAGACUUGACAAUCAAACAAUUUACAAAGCUCCUGAUUAUGUAGUUUUCUCCAUCCUGUUAAUUCAUCCC
Messenger RNA from Cryptotermes secundus, 5864 nucleotides. Its product is annotated as SET domain-containing protein 9. Gene Ontology annotation, molecular function: protein binding. Bases 4416 to 5207 code for a protein of 263 amino acids. The record is from RefSeq and is a predicted model, not a curated record. Lineage: Eukaryota; Metazoa; Arthropoda; Insecta; Blattodea; Kalotermitidae. The transcript is spliced from 7 exons.